This is a messenger RNA of Microsporum canis CBS 113480, 1503 nucleotides long. Its product is annotated as HMG box protein. The coding region runs from base 1 to 1503 and encodes 500 amino acids. The transcript is spliced from 4 exons. Gene Ontology annotation, cellular component: nucleus. Gene Ontology annotation, biological process: regulation of transcription by RNA polymerase II. Gene Ontology annotation, molecular function: RNA polymerase II cis-regulatory region sequence-specific DNA binding; DNA-binding transcription factor activity, RNA polymerase II-specific. NCBI's taxonomy places the organism in Eukaryota, Fungi, Ascomycota, Eurotiomycetes, Onygenales, Arthrodermataceae. The record is from RefSeq and is a predicted model, not a curated record.
AUGAAUAGACUAACGCAAAAUGGAUAUGAAUCCAACCAUAUGUAUCGCAGUAUGACAGGAUGCGGUUUUCAACAAGAAAUGUCACUCCCGGUCUUGACCUACCAUCGCGCUGGAGAGCUGCCAGUACCAGCAUCCAUCAGCGUUAAUGAAGCCUCGGAAGGUCUCAAAGAGGGACUGGCUGCCCCCAAAACAAGUACUGAUGAGAGAGUUCGAAUCAUCAGGCCAGCAAAGCUCAGACGGCGACCAAAGCCAGCAAAGGCUGACAAAGGAGAUGGACCGACCAUCGAUGCACCACUCAGCGAGCUGACGAAGAACAUGCCGCACAUCCCAAUCCGCGACAUGGAAGCUUGGGUCAACCGUCCCGUGGAGACUCGAUUGAAGGAAGUAAAGAUGAAGAACGGUAAGAUCGCACGGCCAAUGAACUCAUUCAUGCUCUAUCGAUCAGCAUAUGCAGAGAGAACAAAACAAUGGUGUGCGCAGAACAACCAUCAAGUCGUCUCACGAGCUUCUGGGCAGAGCUGGCCACUUGAGCCCCGAGAGAUCCGAGAUCUAUAUGAACGAUAUGCCACCAUCGAGCGAGAUAACCACCACAAAGCUCAUCCAGACUAUAAAUUUGCGCCAAACAAGAACCAGGGCACGAUCAAGAAUCAGGGAAAUACCAAAAACCAGGGCUCUGCGAGCAAGAGAAAGCGUUCUCAUGAGGAAGACCUCAGUGACUUUGAGGACCAAACGUUUGAUAUCACCUCUUGUCCUCGUCAACCAAAAGUACGACGCCCAUUUGGGCCCAAUUGUGAUGGUAACCACAGCAGGACUUCGACCCCAUGCGACAACGACAGCACCUAUGAAAGCCGUAAUUCUACUCCGAUGCCGCGCUCACAUAUCGACAUUUAUCCGGCUGGAGAUGUCAACCGCUCGUCUUGGGAGAUGAUCAACCCGGGUAGACCUCAUCCUGGUAUCAUAUCCCAACCUGAGCAGGCCCACUACUACCAGCCAUCAAUCCACCAGAGCCUCCUCGGAUCGAACAUUGAAGAUGUAACAUAUAAGAAAAUCGGAAUGCCAAGUGGAGUGACUUAUGACACUGCUGCUCCUAUGACCAGCAUGCCAGCUAGCGCCCAUCCAGAGCUCCUUCAACCACAGCCACUGUCCCAGAACAGGUUACCUGUCUCUAUAGGUGAAGCCCAGGUUGACCCCCAGUUGUUGGAAUUUGACCAAACAGCUACUUCUCUCCCGACAGACAAUGGCAGCAGCUUUGGGAGCCAAACCGACUUCUGGCAAUUCAACCCCGCAAGCAACCAACAUUAUGUUCACGGGUAUAUGCCUGGGGCCGAAACUGACCAGUACCACAAUACCACACUUCCACCCUCAUCAAUAGCGGCUAGUCUGAUGACAGGACGUGAGAUAUGGCCAGACGCACACGCCCUACCUCCACCAACAGGCGAGGAGUUUAACGAAUGGUUCAGUGGAUCAACCAUUCACCUUAACAUUCUCUCCUUGUUUUAUUGA